AUGCAUACAAUAGUGUUGAUGCUGAGUGCUCAUUUCCACAUCACGCGGCCGGCAAGAAGCGGUGGACAACUAGGCCCGGAGCUGGACCACGGAGCUUGUCGGAUUGGAAGUCCAAUUCGACCGCGGCAUACAGCCGACUGCGCAGGGGCUAAUUAG
Messenger RNA from Colletotrichum lupini, 156 nucleotides. RefSeq lists its product as uncharacterized. The transcript has a single exon. NCBI's taxonomy places the organism in Eukaryota, Fungi, Ascomycota, Sordariomycetes, Glomerellales, Glomerellaceae. Bases 1 to 156 code for a protein of 51 amino acids. The record is from RefSeq and is a predicted model, not a curated record.